AUGUCCCACAUCACCCUUGCCCAGCAGGGCUUGGCCGCCGCCGAGGCCAGGGAUUGGGACGGCGCCAUCACCAAGCUCUCCAAGGCGCUACAGUCGUCACAAAACCCGGCCUGGCUGCUCGCGCGGUCCAAGUCUCUCAUCAACCUGCGCCGCUACGAAGAGGCCCUCGACGACGCCAAUCUCGCCUGGCACACAGCCUACGCCCGCAACAAACGACCCCUCAUGAUCGAGGCCAACUACCGCCGCGCCGUCGCCCACUUCCGCCAAGGCAGGCUCGCCGACGCCGACGCCUGCUGCGUCUACGCCAUGCGGCUCAUCAAGGGCGCGCCGGCCGUCGAGAAGGAAGAUCCCGUGGCGAACCUCAGAGAUCCCGAGACGGGCCGCUGGAUCGCGACGGCCAAGGACGCCAUGCACGAAGCGCGGACUGACGACAUUAACAAUGCCAAGCAGGGCGGCGGCGCGGCGGCCAUGGCCAUGGGCGGUGCACAGGCACCGGCAAACGCAAAAGAGUGGCGCAUGGCGAGCACACUGCGAAUUCAGAUUCUCUCGGCCAUGGAGAAGCUGCCUGCAGACGACCCCGCGCGAACGGCUACGGUACCGGCCAAACCCGAAGAAAAGAAGCUCGCAGACUUGUCUGGCGCCGUGGAAGAGACGAAGUCGGCUGCAUCUAGCACUGCCACCACUGCGACUGCCACACCUACGACGACGCAGGCCCCUGCUGUUGCCAAGCCCGUUGUGCCCAGCGAUACCCCUCUACGACUGCAAGAAUUCCAAAGCACCACAACCAUGUCGGUGUCCAUCUUCUCCAAGGGUGUCAACAAGGAGAAGCUCAAGGUCGAUUUCCAGCCACACUCGGUUCACCUCAACAGCGUCGUCUACCCCAACGGCGAUGAAAAGGCGUUCCAGCUCGACCUGUGGGGUGAGAUCGACACAGCCGCCUCCAAGUACACCGUCACACCGAACAAGGUCGAGCUCACCCUCGUCAAAAAGACACCUGGUAAAUGGGCCCAGCUGAAAUCCGACGGCAACCUCAACCAGCCAGCUGCACCCGUCCCGUCGCCCGCUGCCCCGACAGCUGCCGCUGAAGCUUCCACCGCCGAUGUCAAACCAGCAGCGGCCCCAGCGGCUGGACCUGCGUAUCCGUCGUCGUCGCGCACCGGUCCCAAGAACUGGGACCAGCUCGACGUGGGCGAGGACGGCAAGGACGAGGACGAGGGCGGUGACAUCAACUUAUUUUUCAAAAAGAUGUACAAGGGUGCGACACCGGAGCAGCAGCGCGCCAUGAUGAAGAGCUUCACGGAGAGCAACGGCACCAGCCUGAGCACGGACUGGAACGACGUCAAGGACAGAAAGGUCGAGACGGUCCCGCCAGACGGCGUGCAAGCCAGGAAGUGGGAGUAG
Akanthomyces muscarius is the source of this 1401-nucleotide messenger RNA. RefSeq lists its product as uncharacterized. The transcript has a single exon. Gene Ontology annotation, molecular function: protein-folding chaperone binding. The record is from RefSeq and is a predicted model, not a curated record. Bases 1 to 1401 code for a protein of 466 amino acids. Lineage: Eukaryota; Fungi; Ascomycota; Sordariomycetes; Hypocreales; Cordycipitaceae. Gene Ontology annotation, biological process: protein stabilization.